Messenger RNA from Mucor mucedo, 1437 nucleotides. RefSeq lists its product as uncharacterized. Bases 125 to 1195 code for a protein of 356 amino acids. The transcript has 5 exons. The record is from RefSeq and is a predicted model, not a curated record. NCBI's taxonomy places the organism in Eukaryota, Fungi, Mucoromycota, Mucoromycetes, Mucorales, Mucoraceae.
CUGUCAUUCAUGGUCAUAUAAGGUUUCGUACUACAAAUAAACGGAUUUAGCGAAACGCCGUGAAUUCGUAAGCCUCUUCGUAUUUGUGACUUUUUCGCUUUUAACAACGUGUCGUAGAAGAAAGAUGGAAGAACUAUAUGACUAUUCUCGGCAUAGAUAUUGUAUUUUUAUUGAUUUGGGCUAUGACUUCAUCAACUCUGGAGCGGUAGCCAUUCAUAGACUUACAAGAAAUGAUCAAAGUUCUGAACACGAAUACCGUACCUCAAUUUUAUAUGACACUACCACCAGAAAUGUCAUUGCCAGAGGAAACAAGGCCGAUGAAGCGAAUGAGGAACCAAAAGGGUCCCAAGAAGGCGUUAUUUAUAUACGCAACACCUUAAGCGAGCUUGCUGACAUUUAUUUAAAAUCAAAGCAACAAUACUUUGACACUACGGCACUGUACGCGCUCUUGUACGAGGAAGCUAUAGACCUGUUACAAAAAAUACUGGAUCGUUAUAAACAAAAAUUCAAUAGUGUUAUGGAUUUUUUUUAUUCUUUGAAUCUUCCAACCAGUUGGGAUUAUAAAAUAAGAGAAGAAUUGUUUCGACCUCUAUUCGUAAAGGCUGGUCUUCUUCAUGAAAUUGAUGGUCCGGGCAGGCUGGUGUUUUUUUCAAUGUUAGAGUUAAAUUUUCAGAACAUACAGGUAGGUAGAUACGACUAUGCUGAUAGAAACUUAAAGUAUGGUGAUCAGCGCGUUAUAUGUACAAUAGAUUAUCAAGGUACAUACUCCGUGGAUUUGAAAUUGGUAUCAGUUCAAUAUUCUGCUUUCAGAUUAGCAAAUAGAAAGAUGGUGCCACAAUUGUUGAAACAAGCUCAUUUUGUAAUCCCGUUUGGACUAAAGGAACUACGAUUGUCAUUAAUGGCAUGUGUGGAAAAGCAUUGUGAUACUACGUUAUCAUCAGAAUCUAUCGAUGACAUGGUUGAAAAACUCAGUCAAGGGUACAAAGGAUUUGAUGAUAUCAGAGAAAAUGAUGGUUUAGAUGAUCAGCCAUUCCCAGACUUGAAAUCUCGCUUGACGAAUGACUCAAUCACUUUAGGGGACAUGCUUGAACAUUUUUCAGGUUAUGCAGAAAAAUUCUUUAGAAAUGAAGUAGAUAAAUUUCUUGUAGGCAGGAGCAACAUAUUUAUUGUUGGUCGGAAAAGUAUUUCAGGGUAAUAAAAGAAUCUUACGCAUCCGCGGAAACCGGUGUUGCUUACCCCGUAUUCGAUCUCUUUGACUAUCAUCACCGAACAGAUGCAACUCGAGAGCUUUUAAAAAACCAAGUCGAAGAAUUUAACGUGCGCAUAAACCCAGUUACACUACCCAACGAAACAACAAUGGAAGAACCCAAAAGUUGCUUAAAACCUAUUACCUUCAUCAAUAUCGGUAAAUUGACUCCUUAGUAGUAUCGGCUUCGU